Messenger RNA from Rhincodon typus (whale shark), 1852 nucleotides. RefSeq names its product MAPK regulated corepressor interacting protein 1 (gene mcrip1). The transcript is spliced from 4 exons. Lineage: Eukaryota; Metazoa; Chordata; Chondrichthyes; Orectolobiformes; Rhincodontidae. The record is from RefSeq and is a predicted model, not a curated record. The coding region runs from base 1 to 381 and encodes 126 amino acids.
AUGUCGAAUUUCGAGGCUUACCAGUGGAGAAAAUGGUUUCUCUCUGUCGAGAGAAAACUAGGGAAUGAUCUUACACUCCGCAACGUGGGCUCCUCACCUGCACCAAGGAUUGUUUAUAAUGGGAAGCGAAACAAUGGACCUCGCUCUCCGACAAACACUGCCCCACAGGAGAUUUAUACUCCAGCACAUGAAGAAAAUGUCAGAUUUAUACAUGAAGCUUGGCAGUGUGUGGAACAGGAACUGAGGAGCCAGAUGUCAGGAAACGAGCGAGGCCCUGUCCAGUAUGUAGAGAAGAAUCCAAAUCCAAAUCUGAACAAUUUCACACCCGUGGACUUGAGUGAUUUAAAGAAGAGGAGCAUGUCAGAUGCUAAGAAGUCUUAAGGGUUCUGCAUUGGCUGGAUUUGAUCUUUCCUUCAACAUCCUCAGGAGCUUCCUUUUGAAGUUUGUUUUCUUUGAUCUCUGGCUUGGAGAGGAAUCUGGAGCCUACCCACUUUCUUCCACGAGAAUGGAUGUCUUGUCAGUUACCUUUAACUGACCUGAGGAUGCAUGCAGUUGGCAUGUGUUUUAAAAAAGACUUGAGUUUGUAGAUGGUGCUAAUUUUAACUGAUUUAUUUGUCAUCUGUUUCUUCUCCAUUUCUGUCAAGAGCUGUGCUCCAUUUGACAUGUUACGGCCACAAUUCAGACUCCAUGGUGCCCUGAGGAGUACGAGAUACCCUCAGGGGGGCAUUCUUUAGAAACCCUUCACACCGGGCACCGAUUAUAAGUUUUCUCCAUCAUUUGUUUGGCAUUGACAGGCAGGCUGGAUGUUCAGAAAGAUUGUGAUUGGGGUGGGGGCUGGAGACUGUGGGACAGAGGAAGUAGCUUAUUGAGUAAAGCAGAAACCUCUGUGACUAAGAUUUGUUUGUUUAAAAAUGCUGCUCCCAUAGCUAGAGGUUGAGAAUGGAUUUGGUGAAACAUUCUGUUCGACUUGCACGGAAUGGAGCCAGUACUAAUGUGGGGAACGCAUAGCCCGUGUUAAAUGGCUGGGCUUAAAGCAGUGAACUGUGUGAUGGGAUCAUAAAUUGUUUUCUGCAGACAGACUAUAAGUUUGAGUCAUUUUAGGUUUGUAUUCCAGAGGUUGCUUUCAAAUGAGUCUUUAACUAUUUUUAAAAUGAAAAGUGGGGGGUGGGGUGGGGUGGGGUGGGGGCAGGGGGGGUAUGGGGGGGGGGGGGGGGGGUUUAAGAAUAAUUUUGUUUUAUUUUUUAAAUUUUGUAUUUCUACAUUCCUGUUUUCUCCACAGUAUAUGAUAAACAUUGUCAGGCUGGGUGAGUGAGAAUGCAGGCUGGUCAGCAGAUUUUAUUGUCUGAUCAUUGCUGCCUCCCACUGUAGCCUGGUGCUUUAUGCUCUUCAGUCAUAAAGUGGCAGACCUCAUACUGAAUACCACCGGGGAAUUUGAGUAUCCAUUAUCGUGGGGACCAUGAAUCUAUCACUCUUUCCGAUGGGCAGUUGGCACUUGACUGGUUAGAAACCCAGGAGUCCAGUGGGUGACUCUCACUCUUACGGUGCAAGUCUUUUUGCCAGAAUCUAAGCUUCCAAAUUAGAUUUGUCCAAGCCUUUUCUUCACCAGCUGCAUCCCGGGCAUGAGAGGAUUAAGCAUUGUAACCCUCCCUGUGAGACCCUGAAUUGUUACUGACAUUGGCAACUUGUCUAAUUGAUGGAAAAGUAUGUAUCAGAGUCUGUACUCCAUUACAGUAUGGACACAUCACACUUGAGAGAUAGAAGGAUUGUAUUCAUGAGAGGAACUGUACAAUUUCAUAACUUCCCAAUGCAUAAGUGAGGAAGUGAUGUAAAUAAAACUUGACUUCAUUUAUGA